AUGGCUGACCAGUCCAAUCAUACUCCUCCCCCUCCAACGAAUCCCCGAGUUCCACAGGUUGCUCUCAAUAACACCGCCACACGCCCGCUGCGCACCUUACUCCCCGCCCCUCGAGGCUUGGAUCCUGACAUCGAAGGCAGCUCCCAGCAGGGGUUGGCUCAAUCACAAGGUGUCAGACAGCACCAUGAGGUAGAAAAUACCGCGAGAGUCGUGUCGAUGGCAAACCGUACUCUGACCUCCGCUGCCACCAGUUCAACUCCUGACUACAUGUUUGUCAAUCCGAGCGACCUGAUCCAACCCAGCACCAACGGCCAAGAUGAAGACGUCACCAUGGAUGACGCCUUGACGGGGACAGGUUGUCUGUCUAACUGGGAUCUUCCAUGCGGUCAACCUUCCUGCAUUUUCUGUGGACAACGUCAAGGUGAUGCGGGAGGGUCCAGCGCUGGAUCUCAGCAAGUCGGGAACCCCCCGACUCCAUCUUCACGUACUUCACCGUGUCCCCCGCCCCUUGAUUUCACAUAUAUCCCGGAGAUCGACAACUACUUGUUCGAACCCCCGUCGGAUACGGCAACCGAAUUGGCGUACCCAUCGUGGAUCAUCAGCGAGGAAGAUCGUCAACAGUAUCGAACUGCUAUGAUUGCACGUCGGAUUGAUGAGCGGGCAAACCCUGGACCACGAGGACAACAACUGCAACCUGGUGUGGAUUCUACCGCUGAUUCCUCAUCGGCCAAUCAAACUCAGCCAGUAGUUCCACAAACUUCUUCGCACCCCCCUGUCCAGUCGUCUGCUCAGAAUGCACAACCCCAAGCAGCCAACACGCAGUCUUCUCCUCCUGUUCCAGACAACAACAGCUCUCCCUUUGUAUUCAUGGUCACCGAGCGAGAACUGCCCCUUGGGUACUGGAAACCUCACUAUGCACUGCCAGGCUCUAUACAGUUCGUGCCCACGAAGUUUUCGUCCGACACGACCGACAAACCUAGCUCGGUCGCUGCCGUAGAGGUUGACUCGGUCGGAAACCCCCUGAUGGAUGUUUACAUCAUCACAAAGGAUGGCAAGUCACUCGGUAGGUGGGUCACCUUUGCAGGACCGGGAGGUUACAAACAACCCAUGCCGGUGGAAUUCGAAUUUUGCGAUCCAGAGUCACCUCGUUCAUCGUCCCGGCCUAGAACUAGAACCAGAACUGUGCCUUCGUCAUCAUCAAACUCACGUUCAAAACAACGCCGUCCUGGUUCCGGUUCUGGCGCUGGCUCUGGCUCGAGAUCCAGCUCUACUUCGAGUUCCGGUUCUCGUUCCAGAAGCAAUUCUCGCUGCAGACGAAAUCCAUACAUGUCCAGAACGGCCUCACGGGAACUGGACAAGCAACGAGAAGCAAGACGCCUCGCAAGAAAACAAGAACUCGUGGACCGAAUACGUGCAGAAGUCCGGGCACAACGUGAACGCCGGCUUGCCGCAGACAGAGAACGGACCGAACGCAGAGAACGCAGAGACCGACGACGUGGAUCAUCCUCGACAUCUUCUUCCUGGUCGUCCGCUUGAAACUCUAUCCCCACUCAACAUUGAAACGAUAUAUAUAUCUACGGACUGUGUAUAUACAUACAUCAUAUCAUCGCAACGGUGUCUCAACAACAAGGCAGGCAGGUCCUGUCCAAGGUAAGUCGGAAAAAAAAAGGUAAGGUCCCCCUCCUUCUUUUCCAGCGCCUCUUUUUUUCUUCUUCCCUUUGAAAACAGACCAAAAAUGGUUGCCGCAGAGCGCUCCAAGGCUCGACUGCCAACACUGUCAGCAACAACAACCACCAAAAAAAGGAAAAAAGGUAGGAAAACAAUCAACAUAAAAAGAGAGAGAAAGG
Exophiala oligosperma is the source of this 1847-nucleotide messenger RNA. RefSeq lists its product as uncharacterized. Lineage: Eukaryota; Fungi; Ascomycota; Eurotiomycetes; Chaetothyriales; Herpotrichiellaceae. Bases 1 to 1536 code for a protein of 511 amino acids. The transcript has a single exon. The record is from RefSeq and is a predicted model, not a curated record.